AUGGUGCCAUUUAAAGGACGUUCUACCAUGAAGCAGUACAUGCCAAAUAAGCCGAUAAAACGAGGGUUUAAAAUUUGGGCAUUGGCUGAUUCAGCUAGUGGAUUUUUGCUAAAUUUUGAUGUGUACACUGGGAAAAAGACUAACGGUAAACCAGAAUUCGGUUUAGGUGAAAAUGUUGUUUUAAACCUAUGUGGAAAUUUAAAAAACUUAUAUUAUUGUGUUUAUUUUGAUAACUUUUUCACAAGUAUACCUUUGAUAUCAAAACUUUUAGAAUAUAGAAUUUUUGCUUGUGGCACAUUCAGAACUAACAAAAAGUUUUAUCCUAAAAACCUAAUGAAGAAAGAUAAUAAAUAUGCUUCUGGAGAUAUAGAGUAUGCUCAAUGCAAUGAUAUAAGUGUUAUGCGCUGGAAAGACAGAGGUUCUAAGCCAGUUACACUGAUAAGCAAUAUGCAUAAUGCAGCAGAACAUUGUGUUGUACUUAGACGAAAUUCUAAAGGUGAAAAAGUUCCUGUUUCCUGUCCAACUGGUAUAUCUGAUUACAAUAGAUAUAUGGGCGGAGUAGACAAAUUCGAUCAAUAUAUGGCUGCUUACACUAUAUCACAAAAAUCUCGUAGAUGGUGGAUCAAAUUGUUUUACUAUUUUAUUGAUACUGCAAUUGUCAAUUCUUAUAUCUUGUACAAAGAGAGUUGUAAUAAAGCAAAAAAAAAUAUAUGUUUCACAGUUGGAAUAUAG
Molecule: messenger RNA, 732 nt
Organism: Macrosiphum euphorbiae (potato aphid)
Lineage: Eukaryota; Metazoa; Arthropoda; Insecta; Hemiptera; Aphididae
Source: the annotation of a GenBank genome assembly